GGAUGGUCGAGCGUCGUGUUCAAUAGCCGGAAAUUGCCAAUUCAAGCCGUUGAUUCGAGCUAGUUGUUAGCAGUUGCACCCGCAAACCCGCUUCCCCAACAGUGGGAGUGGACCCCCAUAUCCAAUGACCUCCAGCUCUUCUCCGGUAUAAUUAAGGCCGAGACCGCAGGAUCCUCGAAUACCUUCAAUUUCACUCUCUUUCAAUUCUUCUCAACUGUUCCAUUGUUAUUCAGAAUGGCAAAGACAUUUGACGCUGCUGAAGUCGCGAAGCACAAUACCCCAGAAUCUUGCUGGGUGAGUCUUUACGGCGAUGUCUGGGACGUCACGGAAUUCCUUCCCAACCACCCUGGCGGCUCAAACAUAAUCCUCAAGCUAGCUGGCCGCGAUGCGACAGAAGAAUACGACCCAAUACACCCUCCAGGGACCCUUGAGGAGAACCUCAAGCCCGAGAAAAAGCUCGGAAAGAUCGAUCCUCUCUCAUUACCUAAACCUUCAGCAGAUGUCGCAGAACAGGAACAGGAGAAGGAGGGCCCGCCAAAUAUGCAGAGUAUAUUGAAUUUGGAUGAGAUGGAAGAGGUGGCCACAAAGCAGAUUUCGAAGAAGUGCUGGGCGUACUACUAUUCUGCGUCCGAUGAUCUCAUUUCAAAGAGCUUCAAUAAUCUGGUCUACAAGCAGAUUCUACUACGGCCAAGAGUUUUCGUCGAUUGUACGAGAUGCGAUACCUCGAUAACACUCCUAGGGCACAAUAUUGGGAUUCCAUUAUUCGUUUCGCCUGCGGCAAUGGCUAGAUUAGCACAUCCCGAUGGGGAGCGCGGAAUUGCUCAGGGAAUCAGCCAGUUCGGAGCUAUGCAGAUUGUAUCGAAUAAUGCGUCAAUGACGCCCGAACAAAUCGUAGAAGGAUCUCUGCCUGGCCAGAUCUUUGGCUGGCAAUUAUAUGUCCAGAACGACCGGAAGAAGAGCGAGGACAUGCUUGUCCGGAUCAACAAGAUGUCAGACAAAUACAAGUUCAUUUGCUUGACACUGGACGCUCCAGUGCCAGGAAAGAGAGAGCAUGACGAGAGAGGGAACCUAGUAGGGGCAUCACUCCCAGUAUCAUCUGGCGUCAAGACCGCCGACGAGCCAAAGAGACCUGGCGGGGGCGGUGUCGGACAACAGCUGUUCUGGGGAACGGCAGCAGAUCUCACCUGGAAGACGACGUUAGCCUGGCUGGCCAAGCACACAGAUCUGCCGAUCGUUUUGAAGGGUCUUCAGACCCACGAGGAUGCGUAUUUGGCCGCGCAAUAUACGCCACAAGUCAAGGCUAUUAUCCUCUCUAAUCAUGGUGGUCGUGCUCUUGAUACGGCGCCUCCUGCUGUUCACACCCUCUUGGAAAUCAGGAAGUACUGCCCUGAGGUGCUCAGUAGAAUUGAAGUGUGGGUUGAUGGUGGUAUUAAGAGAGGUACAGAUGUCGUAAAGGCUCUGUGCUUGGGUGCGAAGGCAGUGGGGGUCGGACGCGCUGCCUUGUUUGGUCUGGGUGCCGGUGGCACAGAGGGGGUAGAGAGGACCUUUGAGAUCCUUAAAGCAGAGACAGAAACAUGUAUGAGACUUCUCGGUGUUAAGAGGGUCAGUGAUUUGGGACCGAAGAACAUCAAUUCACGAGCUGUUGAAAGAGACAUUUAUGAUGGUAACGCUGGACUAGAGAAGCUUGGCCUCUGGGUCAAGGCUAAUUUGUAGACCUUUAAUUACCCAUAGACGUGUUGAUAAUAAUUACUGUUCUGACACUGUACCUCUUUGACUAAUUUUUCGAAUCAUAUUUAGCGCAAGCUCUCUUUCUAUAACAUCUGGCUCCCUUUAAAUAUGUUAGCUCAUGCUUUGCGCUAGCCACUUUUAGAGGCGGGGGAACUUCUUUGCUUUAAUUUGUGGGUUUUAUAAUUUUAGUCGGUGGCGUAGGGUCCUCAUUGCCUGUCAUAUAGUAGAAGAAGGCAGAAUGUUUGCAGAAUGUUUGCAGAAUGUUUAUAUUGGUCCGCAGACCUAUACUAUAGGAAUAUAGGGGGCAUCAGGGGGUACAAGUAAUCCCGGUUAGGGGAUAGACCCCUUUCGGAUACUAACUAGGGGUUAUUCGGGAGGUAGUAUAUAUUCUGACCCUUAGAUACUCUUUAUAAUAAACACUUUUAAAC
This is a messenger RNA of Cadophora gregata, 2156 nucleotides long. RefSeq lists its product as uncharacterized. The record is from RefSeq and is a predicted model, not a curated record. Gene Ontology annotation, molecular function: oxidoreductase activity; heme binding. NCBI's taxonomy places the organism in Eukaryota, Fungi, Ascomycota, Leotiomycetes, Helotiales, Ploettnerulaceae. The coding region runs from base 235 to 1713 and encodes 492 amino acids. The transcript is spliced from 5 exons.